Messenger RNA from Cyclocybe aegerita, 1653 nucleotides. NCBI's taxonomy places the organism in Eukaryota, Fungi, Basidiomycota, Agaricomycetes, Agaricales, Hemipholiotaceae. The record is from the annotation of a GenBank genome assembly.
AUGUUCUUCAGACGUUUCUCAGCUCUCUUAAUUUGCACAUCACUGGCGGCACACGUCGGAGCAGCAUUAUUCUCUGACCCCUCUUCGACGGUGGUCAAGCUUUCCUACGGCUCCUUCGAAGGAAAAACUACAGGAAACCUGAUCGAAUUUUUUGGCAUACCAUUCGCUGCUCCUCCUGUGGGCGACCUCAGGUUUGCCCCUCCGGCGAAGCCAAAGCCCUUCAAAGGAGUCCGUCAGGCGACUGCCUUUGCCCCAGCGUGUCCUCAGCAGAUAUUCGAUCUCGAUAUUCCAGGCCUUGUGGUUCCGGAGAAUGUCUCUGAAGAUUGCCUAUACCUUAAUGUCAUCAAGCCCGCUAUUAUCCCACCUGGGAAGAAGCUUCCUGUCCUUUUUUACAUCUACGGAGGCGGAUUCGAAGUUGGCGACACGAGCCAGAUAGUCGGAGACACCUUGGUCAACCGUUCCAUUGCCCUCGGGGAGCCGAUUGUCUACGUAACUGCGUCGUAUCGCAUCAACGCUUUCGGGUUCCUGGGCGGAAAAGAGGUCAAAGACGCAGGUAUUGCGAACGCGGGCCUACUCGAUCAACGAUUUGCGCUUGAGUGGGUCCAGAAGUAUGUCAGCUCGUUCGGAGGAGAUGCAAAUCAGGUUACUAUCUGGGGUAUCAGUGCUGGCGGUAUCUCUGUAGGAUUACAGAUGCUCCUGAACGACGGAAACACCCAAGGGCUAUUCCACCGGGCAUCCAUGGGCUCAGGCUCUCCCGGCGUUCUCCCCAACGUCCUCAAGCAGCAAGAAUACUUCGACAGCCUCGUCGCCGACACUAACUGCACCACCGCGCCGAACCGCUUGAAGUGCCUCAGAGACGCGCCGUUCGAUGAUCUGAUGAAAGCGAUCAACAGGACGCCGAACUUGUUCUCGUUUCAAAGCGUCAGGAUCGCGUGGCAACCGAUGGUAGAUGGGAAGACGAUUGUGCGAGACCCGCAGAUUUCUUUGCAAUUGGGCAAGUUUGCAAAGAUCCCUACUAUUGCGGGUACAAGCGAGGAUGAGGGGACGAUCUUCUCACUGUCGACGACCAAUCUAACGACCAACACCCAAUUCCUCGAUUACGCGAAGUCCAACUUCUUCCCGAGGAUCUCGGACUCUGACUUGAAAGCUCUGGAGACUCUCUAUCCUGACGACAUCACUCAGGGAUCUCCAUUCAACACCGGAACGGAGAACGCCAUCACGCCACAAUUCAAGCGACUUUCGUCCCUACAAGGAGACCUCGUGUUCCAAUCUCCACGCAGGACUUUCUCCCAGAUCGCGUCGAAGACACAGCCCGUCUACGGCUACAGAUUCAAGCGUGCCGGGCCUGCCCCACUAGGCUCACUCCAUGGUGGUGACCUCACAGAAUGGAUCGGGAACACAGCUGGUCUCAUUGGCGCCGACGCUAUCAUAUACUUUACGCGGACCGGAAAUCCGAACGCACCGAAGAACUCGAUCAGCCUGCUCAAGGACGCCAAGUGGCCCUUGUACGACUCGUCCGUUCAGAACCCACCCCUCUUCACGUUUGUCGACCCCUUGCCGUCGGUCAACAUCACUUUUGACACGGAUCGUAUUGAGCCCAUGAAGUUGAUCAGCAAGCUCUCGUUCAAUGAGAUCGGUAACCGAGGAGUUUGA